AUGAAUGUCAAGCCUCCAGAGUUCAAUAUUGGCGAUUCAUGGUCCCUAUACGAGGAACGGCUAAGGAGAUUCUUCGUGGCCUAUGGAGUCGAGGAGGAAGCAGACGAGCGCCGCUCGGCAUUUUUGCUCACAGCGGUGUCGAUGGAGGUUUACCAGACGAUUCGGAACCUGUGUUUUCCGGACAAGCCGGAAACAAAGCAGUUCGACGAACUUUGUUCGUUGAUGCGCCAACGAUUUACCCCAACGUUGGUGAUUUUCCACGAGCGGACGAGAUUCAUCGAAGCGCGUCAAGGCGACGGCGAAACGGUGAUAGAGUGGUCGACGCGUCUCAAGAAGUUGGCCGCUGACUGCGAAUUUGGGAACGACCUUCCGAUUUUUCUCAAAAACAUUUUUGUGGUGGGUCUGAAACGUGGCCCAGUAUAUGAACGAGUGUGCGAGGAGGAUCCUGACUCAAAUUUUGAAGCCCUGGUUAAGGUGGCGAUGAAAAAGGAGUCAACGUUGCGCCAGCGGGAGUCUUUGGAGGUUAACAAGUUCCAAUCAGACCAAGGAAACAAGCUGAAGAAACCGGCGAGCCCCAAUUUCCGUUGUUAUGCGUGCGGAAAGGGGGAUCAUAAUUUCCGAAAGUGCCAGUACAAGUCCUAUGUGUGUAAGGUGUGCGACAAGAAGAGGCAUCUAGCCAAAGUUUGCCCGAAUAGGAAAGAUGCAACGAAAGAGGACCGGAAACCGAAAGUUCACCAUUUGGCGCUGAACAAGAUGGAUGCGCCCCCUCCCGCCCCCCAUUUGGUCGAGUUUGAACUGGACACUGGGAGUCCGGUUAGUGCCAUCUCAAAUGCGCUGUACAGUCAAUAUUUCAAAUCAGUGCAUCUUGAGACUAGCGGAAAGGAGCAGUUCGUCUGUUACAAUGGGUCCUGUUUCCAAGCAACAGGAAAGUUCGAGGUGGAGAUGAAAUUCGAAGGCCACAAGUCCAGGGAGAAAAUUUUCGUCUUCGAGGGUGACCGGCAACCACUGCUAGGGCGUCAGACGAUGCAGCGUUGGGGACUGAGGAUCAACUUUUGCCAUUUGACGGAGAGCAUGAAAGAGUUUAAAGCUCCGUUGAAUGUGCUGCUGACCAAGUACCAAGAAGUUUUCGAGGGUGAAUUAGGCUGUUAUCGAUACGGCAAAGUUCACCUACCAUUGAAGGAUGGAGCUGUCCUCAAGUUUUUCAAGCCGCGCAGGGUACCGUUGGCUUUCAAGGAGAAGGUCGAAGACGAACUGGAUCGAUUGGAGAACAUCGGCAUUAUCUCCAAGGUGCCAUCAACCGAAGCAGAAUGGGGCACCCCCCUCGUCCCAGUUUUGAAGAAGGAUUCAUCGAUACGUUUGUGUGCAGAUUAUCGGCUGACCGUUAACCCGUGGUUGAAGGACGACCACCACCCUUUCCCGAUAAUUGACGACAUUUUCGCAGCGCUACAAGGUGGUAAGCAUUUUUCCAAGCUGGACCUGAAGAAUGCCUACAACCAACUGGAAGUGGAUGAAGAAGCAAGGCAUCUGUUGGCGUGGAGUACUCACCGUGGUGUGUACUACGUGAAUCGAUUGCCGUUUGGGACCAAAACGGCGUGUGCAGUGUUUCAAGCAACCCUAGAACGAGUCCUGCAAGGUUGUCGAGGAACGAUAAUUUACCUGGAUGACGUGCUGGUAACUGGACGAACAGUGAAAGAACAUUUAGAGAACCUGGAACAAGUGCUUAGUAAGUUGAAAGAAACAGGUUUUGUGCUUAAUAAGACCAAGUGCGAGUUUUUCAAAAGUGGUACCAAAGAUCCUGAAAAAGUGAAAUCAAUAAUCCAGUUGGGAGUUCCAAAAGACGUCAAGGAGGUUCGUGCCUUUGUGGGACUGGUCAACUAUUAUGCCAAGUUUUGUCCCAGUUUGGCACAACAUCUGACGCCUUUGUACCGGUUGCUGCAAGAAGAGGUGAAGUUCCGUUGGUCCAAGGAGUGCCAGGAGGCAUUCAAAGCGGCGAAGCAGCUUUUGGCGGAUGACACGGUCCUGGCCCAUUAUGACCGUAAUCUGCCGAUUAAACUCUACAGUGAUGCGUCGAAGGAAGGCAUUGGAGCAGUGAUCGUACACGUCUUCCCAGACGGCAAGGAGCGACCAGUUUCUUUUGCUUCCCGAGUUUUUAAGAAGCACGAGUCCAACUAUUCGGUCAUCGAUCGGGAGGCGCUGGCGAUUUACUACGGUGUCCAGAGAUUCAGCAGCUAUCUCUCUGGGCGUCGUUUCAUCCUGAUGACAGAUCACAAACCACUGAUCGGUCUGUUUUCGGAAAAAGGCAUACCGGAAACCGCAGCAGGGCGUUUGCAGAGAUGGGCAGUCUAUCUGUCCAACUUCGAUUUCGAGAUCCAACACAUCAAAGGUAACCAAGACGAGAAGGUCGACGAGGAAGAAGCCAUCAGUUUUCUCAACUUCAUCGAAGUCGAAACCCGCUCAUUGGUGGAGCGGAAGCAGAUCAUAAUCGAAAGCCGAAGGGACAAGGUCAUUAGUCGAGUCGUGGAGUAUCUGAAAUCGGGCUGGCCUCAAAACCUUGAGGACGGCGAAAUCAAGAAGCUGUUCCAGCGACGAGACGAACUAAGCGUGGAGGAAGGCGUCCUUCUCUGGGGUUUCCGCAUCGUCAUCCCGGCGAAGCUUCGGAAACCGUUGCUGAGUGAACUCCAUGUCGUACACAUGGGGAUCGUCAAGAUGAAGUCCCUAGCACCGUCAUAUUUCUGGUGGCCAUCAUUAGACAAGGAAAUCGAAGACAUCGGGAAGAAAUGCGAAUUUUGCGGCCGGAGAGGAGUGAUCCAAUUUCACCGUGGCGGCGCCGAUUUUCUAGUCCUGGUGGAUAGCUACAGUAAGUGGUUGGAAGUUUACCCCGUUCGAACGUUAACUUCCAAGGAGACAUCGGAAAAGUUGGCCGAAUAUAUUUCCCGAUUCGGUCUGAUCAGCACUUUGGUAUCGGAUAACGGCACUGCCUUUACAUCGGGAGAAUUCCAGGCAUUCUGUUCUUCCCGUGGCAUCAAGCACCUGACGACAGCACCGUAUAGCCCGUGUUCGAAUGGAGCAGCCGAGAACGCGGUCAAGACGGUCAAGGCGGCACUGAAGAAGCUGGCGAGUGAUCCCUCGUUUGCAAAGAAGCCAAUAAGUGUCCAACUACAUUCAUUCCUGGAGAUGUACCGAGCCACAACACACACGUCGACUGGGGAAAGUCCUUUCAAGCGAAUGUUUGGAAGGGAAAUGCGCAUCAGAUUCGACAACUUGAAGUCCAGGUCUACAAUCCGGCAGAAAGAAACUGUCGAAUACCAAAACCGAACCAAGAAGGAUGUCAGCUUUAACAUCAACGAAACGGUCUACGUCCGGGACUACCGCCAACCCAACAAGAAGUCCUGGAUUCGUGGUCGCAUCGUGGCUAGGCUAGGCUCUGUGCUCUACGAAUGCCACACUCAAGAGAUGGGAACUGUCAAACGUCGCAGCCACCAAAUAAUGAAGUACCCCUACGACGAUUUUGAUGGUAACGAAGCUGACGGAGCCACCCCUGGUCCUGAGCCGAUUGACGACUCAAUCUACGAAGAUCCAAUGGAGAGCCUACCGGAAGAAGAACCAUCAUCUGAAGCCUUUCCGGUUCCGUCAAGCGUUGGUCGUCAUCAACCGGAUGGUACCUAUGUUACGAGAUACAAUCGAGUGGUGAAACCGCCUCGGAACUAG
Messenger RNA from Uranotaenia lowii, 3708 nucleotides. RefSeq lists its product as uncharacterized. Gene Ontology annotation, biological process: DNA integration. The record is from RefSeq and is a predicted model, not a curated record. NCBI's taxonomy places the organism in Eukaryota, Metazoa, Arthropoda, Insecta, Diptera, Culicidae. The coding region runs from base 1 to 3708 and encodes 1235 amino acids. Gene Ontology annotation, molecular function: nucleic acid binding; zinc ion binding. The transcript has 4 exons.